UCCAUUUCUUGCAUGUGGCUGUUUCCUCGUAGAGUGGGUUUUCGUUCUUUUGCUUCUGUGCUACGCGUGAAUUUUUCUCCUGUUAUUGUUGCUCGAUCAGUAAUGGACAAGGCUGCACUUUUCCAAAGUAUUGGUUUAAGCGAGCAGAAAGCUCAAGAAACGCUGAAGAAUGAUGCAUUAUCGAAGCGAUUGGAAUCCAUCAUAACUUUGGUGAAAGAAAAAUCUGCAGAUGGGAUUGAAAAACCCACUGGUGUUUUGAUGUACUCCUUAGCAAGCAGUAGUAUCAAAGAUGAUGCACAGAUCAAGUUUGUGAGCAACUACAUUGCAAAUAAGAAAUUGGCAUCUGCGAUACAACUGACAGCUGCGGUGGAUUUUAUGAAGGCCAAUCCAGUUUUACCCGUUGAUGUGACUGCUUUUGAAAAGAGUUGUGGUAUUGGAGUGAACAUCACACCUGAUCAGAUUGAAGACUGUGAAGCAAAACCCAGCAAAGAGGGAAAGGUAGCCAAAGAGUCUCAUCCAGCAGCUGCAGAAGUUUCAGUAAAUGGUGAUGCUGGAGAUGAUGAAACAAGUUCUUUGUUUGGAGAGGCAAGCAAGUUCCACAAACCAGGUGAAAACUACCUCACACCUGCUUAUGUUGUAACCCCCAAGACAAUGACGCUGCUAAAGGAACAUCUAGAGAGAACUGGAGGAAGGGUGCAAACAAGAUUCCCUCCCGAACCUAAUGGUAUUCUUCACAUUGGUCACGCCAAGGCUAUAAACUUCAACUUUGGUUAUGCAAGAGCCCACAAUGGGGUUUGCUACUUGAGAUAUGAUGACACAAACCCAGAGAAGGAAGAGGAGAAGUUUUUCACAGGCAUUUUGGAUAUGGUCAGAUGGCUAGGUUUUGAGCCAUGGAAGAUAACCCAUGCUUCAGACAAUUUUGGAAAAUUGUAUGAUUUUGCAGUAGAUCUCAUUAAAAGGGGACAAGCAUAUGUCUGCCACCAGCAGUAUGAAGAAAUCAAAGGCCAUAACCCCCCACCCAGCCCCUGGCGGGACAGACCAAUAGAGGAAUCACUGAGACUGUUUGAGGAUAUGAGGAAGGGGAAAAUAGAUGAAGGAGCGGCAACAUUGAGAAUGAGGACCACACUUGAGGAUGGAAAAAUGGACCCUGUUGCUUAUCGAAUAAAGUUUACCCCACAUCAUAGAACUGGAGAUGAAUGGUGUAUUUAUCCAACAUAUGACUUCACCCACUGUCUUUGUGAUUCUGUAGAGGAUAUCUCACAUUCGCUCUGCACCAAAGAAUUUCAGUCACGGCGUUCAUCUUAUUACUGGUUGUGUAAUGCUCUUGAUAUCUACUGCCCAGUGCAGUGGGAGUAUGGUAGAUUGAACUUGAGUUACACUGUGGUUUCCAAGAGAAAAAUUGCUAAACUGAUCUCCUCUGGCAUUGUUAGGGAUUGGGAUGAUCCAAGAUUGUUUACUCUCACAGCUCUCAGACGGAGAGGAUUUCCUCCCGGGGCUAUCAAUAAAUUCUGUGGCAAGGUUGGUGUGACAAUGGCACAGACAGUCACAGAUCCAUUACUCCUUGAGUCAUGCGUGCGAGAUGAACUGAAUGUUACUGCACCCAGGGUCAUGGCUGUUCUUGAACCACUCAAGGUGACAAUUCAGAAUGUGGACAAGCAAGUCAAGCUCAGUGUUCCCAAUUUCCCCCAAGAUCCAAGCAAAGGAAACCAUGAAAUUUCAUUUGGAAAAACGAUUUUCAUUGAGCAGACAGACUUCAAAGAGAUGUCAGAGAAAGGUUUCCGCCGCCUUACUCCUGAUCAGUCUGUUGGCCUCAAGUAUGCUGGUAUGGUGAUAACACUUCAUAAAGUUGUCAAGGAUUCCAGUGGAAAAGUGACAGAGUUGGUAGUGAACUGUGAGUCAACAGAAACUGCACCAAAACCAAAGGCUUUCAUUCAUUGGGUGUCUUCACCUCUGAAAUGUGAAGUCAGACUUUAUGAAAGACUAUUCAAACACAAGAAUCCAGAGGACCCAGCAGAAGUACCGGGUGGUUUUAUAACAGAUUGCAACAAGGACUCUCUUACAGUAAUCCCUGAAGCUCUUGUAGAACAAACAGUCAAACAAGCUGCUGUCUAUGACAAAUUCCAGUUUGAAAGGAUUGGUUUCUUUAGUGUUGACCCAGACAGCUGUAAAAGCAAGCUGGUGUUCAACCGAACUAUCUCUUUGAAAGAAGAUCCUGGCAAACUGUAGUUGGAUAACAGAAUAUGUUUCUAUCAAUAACACAAAUCAAAUCGUGUUGGAUUGCUCUACAUACUUAACAAUAUUUUGACAAGACUCUCUAGUGACCGGUACCCAACCAUACUGAUUCAAAUUCCCGUACAGCACACUACUUUUAAUGUAAUGCAUGUCUCAGGCAGACUACUUGGUUUUGGACUUUUGGAGCUAGGAUAAAAUGGGAAAGUGAAAUAAUCCAAAUUCCUGUAUGUCAAAGAUGAGAAAUUCUGAGUGUGUACUCUGGGUUAGAUUGAAAUAUUUCCUUCACUUCCAGAGGAAUUUCUUUAACAUAGCUUGUUUAAGAGAUGGAUCGUGUUUUUUACCAAGUUGACAUAAACAUGAGAGAAGUCUGUAAGGCUUGCGUAUCUGGCCUGUAAUGCACAAACUUUUCCCAGCACCCCAAGUAAGUUAUUAAAAAACUGAUGUUCUAGUCAUUAUGCUUGUAGUAUCCCAGUUAUUUUAUUAAAAGUCUUGACAUAAAAAAAAAAAAGAUAAAUUAUGUCUUUGUGCCAGUAAAUGCUUAAGCAACUUAAUAUAAUCUACUUUUUAUCAUCUGUGGCCUCCUUGUGGACUUCUCAACUGUUAAAUGCCAAAUGUGACUUUGUCACACCUUUGACAUAAUAUAUCAGUUUUUCUGUUUCAUGUUGUCCCAAAGAAAUGCCUUGCUCUGUGAGUUUUUUCAGUAAUACAAAUGUAAUAUUACUAUUUAUCAUUUUUUCUUUUAUUAAAAUACCUAUACCUAGGAGUUUUUUGCUUUCUGAAGCAAAUGAUAAAGAUUGUUCUCACGAAUCUUUUUAUACAUUUGGAUGGUGAA
Stylophora pistillata is the source of this 3064-nucleotide messenger RNA. RefSeq names its product glutamine--tRNA ligase. Gene Ontology annotation, cellular component: cytosol; aminoacyl-tRNA synthetase multienzyme complex; cytoplasm. Gene Ontology annotation, biological process: translation; glutaminyl-tRNA aminoacylation. The record is from RefSeq and is a predicted model, not a curated record. NCBI's taxonomy places the organism in Eukaryota, Metazoa, Cnidaria, Anthozoa, Scleractinia, Pocilloporidae. Gene Ontology annotation, molecular function: glutamine-tRNA ligase activity; ATP binding.